AUGGCGCCGCAUCGGAAGUUGACUGAUGGAGACAAAGCUCACAUACAUAGCAUGCAUGAGGCUGGAUUCCAGACAACUCAAAUCAUGGGGUUCUUUGCUCACUUGUGUGGUGGAUAUCGGAAUGUCAACUUUAUCAGGAAGGAUUUGUAUAACUAUAUGGAUGAUGUUCGGCAAUCCCGCAUUGUUGAAGGGGACGCUGCGGCAGCAAUUAAUUAUCUAAAGGGUAAGACUGAGAUGGAUCCGUUAGCAGUUGUAAAAUAUUCUUACUGCGCUGAGAAGCAUCUAGGUAAUCUUUUUUGGUCAGACGGCCACAUGCAAUAUGAUUAUGAGUGCUUCGGAGAUGUGUUGGCAUUUGACUCCACUUACAAGAAGAAUCUAUACAAUAGGCCUCUGGUUAUUUUUUCUGGUACUAACCACCAUAGGCAGACUAUUAUGUUUGGAUUUGGUUUGCUAGAGGAUGAAAAGAUUCCAUCAUAUAAAUGGUUGUUGGGCUGUUUUUUGGAGGUUAUGCAGAGUAAGGAGCCAAAAGUUGUUGUCACGGAUGGUGACAAGUCUAUGAAGGAGGCGAUUCGGAGUGAGUUCCCUAACGCGACCCAUCGACUCUGUAGCUGGCACCUUGCUCGGAAUGCACUUCAAAAAAUAAAAGAUAGUGAUUUCUGUGCUGCGUUCAAGACAGCUGUGUAUGGCCAUUUUGAUGUUAAGGAAUUUGAAGAUUACUGGGCAGAAGUGGUCCGUAGCUUUGGGUUGGAGGAUAAUGAUUGGAUUGCAAGCACAUACGAGAAAAAGGAGCAGUGGGCGCAUGCUUACUUGUGUGACAAAUUUUGUGCAGGCUUGCGAACAACAUCCAGAUGUGAGGGCAUCAACUCAUCAUUAAAGAAAUUUAUAAAAUCUGGAAAUUGCCUGCUUGAGCUGGUAGAGAACCUCGAUCGUGUUGUGAAAGAUUACCGCAACAACGAGUUCAUUGCGGAUUACAAGUCAUUGUAUACUGAUCCUGUGCUGACAACCGGAUUGGAGUCUCUUGAGCGGUCGGCUAGUAAGUUGUACACAAGGGAAAUAUUCUUCGAGGUAAAGAAACAAAUCGAGAGUGUUGGUGGGAUGAUUGUACUACACAAGGAUAGGUUUGGUAGCACUGAGAAGUUUAUGCUAAGGAAGUUUAGAAAGCCACAUCGUGUUCAUGCGGUGCUGUAUGAUAGGGGUUCUGACAAGUUCGAGUGUUCAUGCAAGUUGUGGAAUACUGUAGGUAUUCCUUGUGGUCACAUAUUCUGUGUUCUGAAAGAGCUGGACGUAGAAGAGUUGCCUGAUCGAUUGGUUCUCAAGAGGUGGUGUAAAGAUGCCAAAUCCGAUAGAAUUAGCACAAUAGAGGUCCAGUCAGAUCCGGACCGGGCAAUCCACGUUAGGUACGGUGCGUUGUGGGCUGCUUGUUCGAAGAUGUGCUUCCUGGGAGCUCAGGGUUCAGAAACCUACAAAAAAGUGGUCAAUGUAGUCGCGAAGACGUCUAACGAGUUAGAGUCCAUGUGCUACAUAGGCAACAAGGGUGGACAGGCACAUCCUGCUGGAAAUGACAUUGACAUUGGAAAUCCUCAUAUCAUAAGGUCAAAGGGUGCUCCUCGAGGCAGCACUCAUGUGAAGAAUGGGAGACGUUGCAGAAGGAAUCAGUUUCCAGGUCGAGGAGAAGCCACAGCCGUGGCAGGAAAAGGGGCCGGGAUACAUAGUAUUUGCAACAAUGCCAAUCAAUGUGGGGUUGUUGGAAAUGAAGUUAAAGUGAUAAUGUUCACUGCUCACUUGGAAAGGCAUUUGGUGUUGUUUGAUAGGGAUUUUGCUGAAUUUUUUGCUUAA
Molecule: messenger RNA, 1836 nt
Organism: Arachis duranensis
Lineage: Eukaryota; Viridiplantae; Streptophyta; Magnoliopsida; Fabales; Fabaceae
Product: protein FAR1-RELATED SEQUENCE 5-like
Exons: 3
Coding region: 1-1836 (611 amino acids)
Molecular function (GO): zinc ion binding
Source: RefSeq, a predicted model, not a curated record